AUGCUUGAUGGGUCAAGCCCCCAGGCUGGCAAAAUUUGGAAGAAGGCUAAUCUAACCUUCUCCUUUGAUGGCAAACGUAUGACCAAGACUUUCCUAAUUUGCAACACAGGGUCUCACGCCGCCAUCUUGGGAUUGAAAUGGUUGGAUGCCCACAAUCCAGAGAUUGAUUGGAACCAACAUACCCUCUCCUUUCCCCAUGCGCCACCAGAACAGGUAGCCAUUGCUGAGGAGGAGGAAGCUGAUCAAAAUCCCCUUGAAGGAGUUCCCUCCAAAUACCAUCAAUACGCCAAGGUAUUUGGAGAGGAAGAAUUCAAUAAGCUUCCUCCCCACUGGCAUUACAACAUUGGGAUUGAAUUAACAGAAGAAGGCCCCUUGAACUCUCCACUAUACAGCAUGACUGACGCCAAAUCUGCUACACUCAAGGAUUGGCUCAGGGAUGAGCUCAAGGCAGGCAAGAUCCGUCCCAGCAAGUCUUCUAUUAGCUCACCGGUAAUGUUUGUGCCCAAAAAGGAUGGUUCCCGCCAAUUAGUUGUUGACUACUGCCGCUUGAAUAACUGGACCAAGAAAAACGUCUACCCAUUACCCCACCCAGAUGACCUCAUGGCCCAGCUCCGCAGUGCCAAGGAAGGGGAUGAAUGGAAGACCGCCUUCCGCACCAAGUAUGGUCUAUACAAAUCCCUGGUCAUGACCUUUGGCCUGACAAAUGCCCCCGCCACUUUCCAGCACUUCAUGAAUGAACUGUUCAAGGACUUAUUGGAUGUAUGCAUCAUCAUUUACCUUGAUGACAUCCUAAUUUACUCUAAGGAUGACGCAUCUCACACACAACACGUUCAUGAGGUCCUGAAACAGUUAAUGCAUAACCAAUUGUUCUGCAAGGCGUCAAAAUGUACCUUCCACGUCACCUCAGUGGAGUACCUAGGGAUCAUUGUCUUGGAUAAGGGUUUUAGUCUGGAUAAGCUCAAAAUCCAGGCAGUACAAGAAUGGCCGGUACCCACCAAAGUAAAAGAAGUCCAAUUGUUCCUAGGGUUUGCCAACUUCCUUUGUUGUUUUGUUGCCAACUUUAGCCACAUGGCUAGGCCAUUACACAACCUAGUCAAGAAAGACACGCCUUGGAAAUGGGACAUCAAGGAACAAGAAGCCUUCCAGGGAUUAAAGGACGCCAUCACCAACGCCCUAGUCCUUUGCCACGCUGACCCGUCCAAACCUUAUUUCCUGGAAACAGAUGCCUCUGGCGCAGCUCUAGGUUCCAUACUUAGUCAACAACAGGAAGACGGCCGCUUGCAUCCACUAGGGUUCCUAUCAGAGUCUUUCAAAGGUGCCAAACAGAACUACAACACCCACAAUAAGGAACUUCUUGCAAUCAUCUGUUCCUUUGAGUACUGGCGCAUCUUCCUAGAAGGAACUAGGCACCCAAUCACAGUGUUUACCAACCACCGCAACCUGGAGUACUGGAAGGAAUACCACACAUUCAACCAACGCCAUGCACAAUGGCACUUACUCCUUGCCGGGUACAACUUCCAAAUUGUAUACAGACCAGGAAAACAAUUGGGGAAGCCAGAUGCCUUGUCACGUCAAUUGGAUCAUGCAGAUAUUCCGCCAGAACCCCAGUCCAUGUUGCCAGACCUGGUAUUUGCCAAUGUUGCCUUAGUUACACCAGAGAAGGAGCUACAACGCCAGAUUGAGUCAUCCCUGGACCAAGACAAGUCCCUGGAGGAAAUCCUCCAAUUCCUACAGAACAAGUCCAAAGCACCCCCCUCCAUCAAAUGCGCAUUUAAAGAUUACAAGAUGGAGGCAGGACUACUCUUCUACCAAGGACGGAUUGUAGUCCCUGACAUUGGAACACUAAGGACGGACCUACUCCGCAUCUUCCACAACAGCCCCUUGGCAGGACACCCGGGAAGACAGCGCACUCUAGAGUUGAUAUCAAGGAAUUACUACUGGCCUGGCAUCCAUGCCAACACGUAUUGGCAUGUGGACUCCUGUGAGAUAUGUCAACAGAUCAGGAAGCCUAAGUACGCGUCUAUCCCACCUCAGCCUCUUGAACUCCCCGCUAGACCCUGGCAGCAUGUGUCUUACAACAUGAUAGUAGACCUCCCUAAGGAUGGAAGCAGCAACUCAAUCCUAGUAAUUGUUGAUAGUUUCACAAAGUACAGGAUAUUUGUAAAAUGUUCCAAGAAACUCAAGGCACCCAAGUUAGCAGAGCUAUUCCUGGAAAACGUAUGGAAGCGCCAUGGCAUGCCAGAGAAGACCAUAUCCAACAGAGGAAGGGUCUUCAACAACAAGUUCUUAUGGGCCCUAUACAAACGUCUUGGUAUUGACCCUCACUUCUCCUCCGCCUACCAUCCCCAGAGCAAUGGGCAAACAGAACGCAUCAACCCCUCCAUUGAACACUUCCUCAGGGCUUAUUCAGGGGUUAACCAAAGGGACUGGACCAAAUGGCUUCCAAUGGCAGAGUUUGUGUACAACAAUGCCAUACAUAGCAGCACAGGCAAAACCCCUUUCAAGGCCUUGUACGGAUAG
Molecule: messenger RNA, 2520 nt
Organism: Rhizoctonia solani
Lineage: Eukaryota; Fungi; Basidiomycota; Agaricomycetes; Cantharellales; Ceratobasidiaceae
Product: Retrotransposable element Tf2 protein
Exons: 2
Coding region: 1-2520 (839 amino acids)
Biological process (GO): DNA integration
Molecular function (GO): nucleic acid binding
Source: RefSeq, a predicted model, not a curated record